CACGGUGGGGCGGUAUUGUAGAUCUGUGGCGGAUUUCAAGCGUCGUCCUGAGGUGACGCUUUAACCCACGUUGAGUACCAACUUCAACAUCUCUGCGAGGGUUGUCUUGUCAAAGGAGAUCUUAUCAGUUGAACUUUUCCGACAGUCACCGGAGCUUCAGUCCUCACAAUGGUGGGCCUGCUGUAAGACCACACAUGGAGGUUUUUAAGAAGGAUUGGGAUAUGUUUCGCUGAAAUUACCUGAGAAGGAGAUGCAAGGAUCGGACUAGGAGAGUGUAAUGAAGGAUCGUCUGGCUGAACUGGCUGCUAAUAAAAGUCAACUAGCGGAGGUUGCUGUCACUGAGGACUGCAGUGAUGACUUCAUGGAGAGUUAUUUCAGGAGGGUGGAGGAAGUUAGGGGACUCGUUGAUAAAAUCUCCUACCAAGUGGAGGAGGUGAAGAAGCUGCACAGCACGAUCCUGUCUGCGCCCAAUCCAGAUCACAGUACAAAGAGUCAGCUAGAUGGACUGACCAACGAUAUCAAAGGGAAUGCCAAUGUGGUGCGAACUAAAUUAAAAUUCAUGGAGCAAAAUAUGCCAAAAGACGAUGUCAUUAACAGGGCUUCUGUCGACUUCAGGAUCCAGAAAACACAGCACUCUGUGCUGUCAAGGAAGUUUGUGGAAGUCAUGACUCAAUACAAUGAGACUCAAGUGUCCUUUCGGGAACGAAGCAAAGGAAGGAUCCAGAGACAACUGGAGAUAACUGGAAGAGUGACCACCAAUGAAGAACUGGAGGAGAUGCUGGAGAGCGGAAAUCCAUCAAUCUUCACAUCCGAUAUCAUUUCUGAUUCCCAAAUCACUCGUCAAGCCUUAAAUGAGAUCGAAUCCCGUCACCAGGACAUCAUGCGUCUGGAGUCCAGCAUCAGGGAGCUUCAUGCGAUGUUCAUGGACAUGGCAAUGCUGGUAGAAACUCAGGGGGAUAUGGUGAACAACAUUGAGAAUAAUGUCUCUAAUGCAGCUGAGUAUAUUUAUCGUGCAAAAGAAGAGACUAAAAAGGCAGUGAGAUACCAGAAGAAAUCGCGUAGGAAAUACAUGAUCCUUGCCUUUGCCCUGUUGAUCCUUCUUGCUGUCAUCGCACUAAUUGUUGGCCUGUCUGUCGGACUAACCAAACGCCCUCAAUGAGGCCUGUUGUCAUCAUUGCAUGAGGUAACAGACACACCACACCCACAAACUUCAGUUUUUUGAGCAGAACAUUUAUUUAGCCAUUCAUUUUUUUAAAAUAAGGUAAUGUAGUAUCUUGAUAAAAGUAAGGAUGCAGCAAUUAAAGACUUGCAUCAAAUUUCAGAGGUAGGAUUUUUGUUUUUAAUUUUCAAUUUUACUAAUUCACAUUUCUCUUUAACUGGAGUCAAAAUAACUUUUCUAGCCUUCCAGCCCUGUAAGAUUACAAACUGCAUACCUUAGGUUCCCAGGCUCCUUCAUUUCUGUCAGGGAAUCAUUUCUGAAAGACAAAGACAAAAUUCACUUGGAGAUGAGAUUUUAAAAGUCUAAGAUUUGUGAUUGACAUGAUUAACAUAACAAACAGUAAACUGGAGUCUCUGUCUGUAUUCCAUAUAGAUUGUGCAACCUCACCUUAAUUCUAAUAUUCCUACAAGGCUUUCAGCAUUUACAGUAUUGUAAACUCAAAGGAAUAAAGUACCAUAUUUGCUGUAAUAUGAUCAAUGGUCCUGGUGUCUGGUGAAGCUGACUCCUUGUCAGCCCACUGCUUCUCUAACUGAACAAAAUGUUCAAAGACAAGUGUGAACUGAUGUCCUGUGGCAAGUGCCUCCUAUUGAACUUGAUAAAGUCAAACAACUGCAGAGGAACAGAACGGCAUACUGGCAAAAUGAGCAGCACCGUCCAAAGUGUAGCUCUUCCAUCCUAGUAAGUAAAUUAACAAGUGCUUUGCCUACAUAGAAGGUUCAGCUUUUAAUUUGCUGCCUCUGAUUUCAUUUUUAAACACAUCACUAUUACCAAAAUAGCUAAAGUUGAGUUUUCUUUUAGUUACAGCUUCCACAUUGAGGAGUGUUGUUAUUAAUGCAACCAGUAAUUCUAUGAGUGUGUUUAUGAUUUUGGAGUUUCAGACUGGCCAGUCACAAAGUUGAACAACCAAGUUCUGCUUUUUUUUUCUGCUUGAAAAGUUUAAUGAAUUUACUACUACUUUCUAGUGCUACUUUUAUGCAACAGUGACUGAUUUCCCCAUUUGUCCUGAUUUUAGCAGACAUUUCUCUACCUCGUCUUGUUUGGAGGAUCCUACUUUUACUGUUACUCAGAAAGGUUGGAGUCUAAGACUGAUGGACUUCUUGGUUCACAAGAUGUCAGAAAAACGCUUUGACCACUUCCACCAUAUGAUUACCCUCUUCCAUUUAGUACUAUUACAAGAUUCAUUUCCAUAGCACAGAGAAGUAAGUAUAAUGUAGUGCAGUUUGCACAAGAUUCAGAUUUCUGUUUAACUGCACUCAAAAUACCUCUUCUAGCCUCUCUGCCCUUUGUGAGCAGAAACUGUUUUAUUUAAUUUUAAAAGGCUCAAACAUUGCAAUCUUCUUGGAUAAUGUUUUAAUGUGAACUUGUUUUGUUGUCUAUCUUCUUUUUAUGUAUUACUGCUGUAUGUUCAUUCAUUUUAAUAGAGUAUGAAACCAUUAGGACUUUGGUGUACUUUUGAAAUAGAAAAACGUAUUGACCUUAUAUGGUGUGUAAUGACUGAAAUAAUCGUGAAAAAAGUGAUGCAUUAAUGCAGUACUCUUGGAAAAUUCUUUCAGGAGCACCCAUUUGAGUUGUUCUGUAUUUUGUACUGAAACUAAAUAAUUGAAUCAUUUGUUUAAAAUAUUAAGAAUAAAAGGUUU
Molecule: messenger RNA, 2856 nt
Organism: Xiphophorus maculatus (southern platyfish)
Lineage: Eukaryota; Metazoa; Chordata; Actinopteri; Cyprinodontiformes; Poeciliidae
Gene: stx2b
Product: syntaxin-2
Exons: 11
Coding region: 278-1159 (293 amino acids)
Biological process (GO): synaptic vesicle fusion to presynaptic active zone membrane; intracellular protein transport; exocytosis
Cellular component (GO): endomembrane system; presynaptic active zone membrane; SNARE complex
Molecular function (GO): SNARE binding; SNAP receptor activity
Source: RefSeq, a predicted model, not a curated record